Molecule: messenger RNA, 2163 nt
Organism: Rhipicephalus sanguineus (brown dog tick)
Lineage: Eukaryota; Metazoa; Arthropoda; Arachnida; Ixodida; Ixodidae
Exons: 2
Coding region: 1-2160 (719 amino acids)
Source: RefSeq, a predicted model, not a curated record
AUGAUGGCAGGACUGGACGGCUUCGACCCCGCCAUGGCUGAACGCGGAGAUUGGUCGCGAGGCGUCUUCACGAGCGCACCUUUCGACCAGUUGCCGCCGUGUACAGCCACGCCCGAGAACACGUGCCAGAUUGUCGACCAUAUUUCGACAUUGAACGAGAUCCUCUUCUGCGCCGAACUCGAACUGCGGGAACUGCCGACACCAAGCGGGCAUGUGUCACUGACGAGCUUGGCAGAGGAGGACCUGUGCAUGCCUCACGACGCGGAAUGGACGUUCAAGCAAGCGGUCGCCCUCGUUCACCAGCUGCUGAAGACGCACUCGUGCGUUCACCACGUCCACAUUCACCGCGGCCUUUUCGCCGCGCACGCGCCCCUCAUUUGCGACGCCCUCAAGUGCAACCUAUCGGCUAGGGCAUUGAAUAUCGAUUUCAGAAGGACCAUCUUCAACCGGGACCUCGACCCCGACUUCGAUCACGUGGAACACCGGGACGAAUCGGAGCGUUCAGAACAGCGGUCGUGCGACGAACUGCCGUCUGCUCUGUCGAUUGUUCUCCGCGAUUGCCCGUCGCUGACUACCCUUGAGGUGGCCGAGUUGCAAAUGAAGCACGGAAUGGCCACCGCGUUCGUGGCAGCCCUGAAAGGAAAUCGCACGCUCAAAGAGCUGUCGAUACACGGUUCUGUCGUAUGCGAAGCCGAGCGAGACCAGUUCGCGCGGUACCUCAGCGAAACCGUCUCUCUUACCGCGCUCAGCGUAACGGCAGAUGACGCCAGCAAGCGAAACUGCUUCAACUGGAUGGCCGAAGGUCUCCUAGUCAACAAUACGAUCAGGAACGUUCGCCUGAACAACGUUCAGUUCGACCAAGAGAACGCUGUGCUGGCAGCGCGUAUUUUCGCUGAAAACGAAACUAUACGGAUCUUCAACCUGGUGUACUUACCGCACACUUUGUAUCUCACACCGAGCACAGACUACGGCUUCUGGCUCGCGCCUUUGUCCAACAACGAGACGAUGGAGGAACUGGGCCUUCCAUUCUCGAUCUGGAACUCGCAGCAGUGGGUCGACUUCUUCUCGGCCGCUUCGAGGAAACGGAGCCUGAAGAAGCUGACGGUUGCCCUACACGCGACCGACCAUCGCUACCUGCCAGCAUUGUGCGGAGCUCUCCGAGAAAUCGGAGCCGAAGAGAAGGUUUCGCUGGGAACCUAUUUCGUCUACCAUAACCUGAAUUUGAUUCACUCCAAGGCCUUCUCGGACGUGGACGUGUUCUGCUUCGGCAACAUCGUGGGACGGCUCUCGCACGUGCUGUUGGCGUUCGCUCAUGUCACGUCCGUUCGCUUCAGUCUCAGGAUGGCGGACGUGGCCCUCGCAUCGUCCAUCGCCGCGUACGUCGAAGCCACCGCGUCGCUCCGGAGGCUGCGGCUCUCCCUGUACACGGACGAAGACGACCCGCUGCAAAAUACGAACGCAGCUUGGACGGCGAUAGUGGAGUCGCUUUCUCGUAACAAGAGCGUGAGGGAGCUGGGACUGCACGUGGACUUCGACUGCGACGACAGCGACGUCGAAGACGACGUGGCCCGCGCGACCAUACAGGACUACAUACAGCGCCUCGCCCACGCGAUCGGGACAAGUCGGAACGUGCGAAGGUUGCACUUCCGGGCGGAACAUUUGUCCGAGGCGUCCGCCUUCCUUCGCCGCUUGUCGGAGGACGUCGCGGGCAACUACAACCUCGUACGUGUCGUCGUCAGCGGCGUGCUGGACAGAAAAGCGGCCCUGGCCUAUCGUAACAUCCGAGACAAGGCAAGUAGAAACCGCGGCCUGGUGACGCGUGCCGUGCAGUUCGCCAGAGGACGCCCAGUGGACAGUCACUGCGCCGUGGCCUUGGAACGGGCUUGGCACCAUGCCGGACUGCUGGAAGAGUUCGCCGAGCAGCUACUCCUCAGUGCGACAGACGCGUCUGCUGUGAUUCGACGGGGCCUGAGGAGCACCGAAGGCCUCCACGACUUCAUGCGUCUCGCUCGCGUAGUCCAGGACUGCGUCGUGUGCCAUCCGUGCCAGGACGGUCGCCCUCAGCUGGACACCAUCAACGAGGACUGCUGGAGGCUGGUCCGCCGCUACCUGAUGCUAGACGACGUCAGGCUGGAGUCCGCGUCUCUCUUUCAGGGAUGACAG